Sporothrix schenckii 1099-18 is the source of this 1161-nucleotide messenger RNA. RefSeq names its product 2-hydroxyacid dehydrogenase. The record is from RefSeq and is a predicted model, not a curated record. Gene Ontology annotation, molecular function: NAD binding. The transcript has 3 exons. Lineage: Eukaryota; Fungi; Ascomycota; Sordariomycetes; Ophiostomatales; Ophiostomataceae. Bases 1 to 1161 code for a protein of 386 amino acids.
AUGGCCACCGCCGGCAUCGGUCCCGAGGACACGCUGCUCCUGUUCCUACCCGACCGCACGCUUCCGGACGCCGCCUGGGUCGACCGCAUCAAGGCGACCUACCCCGGAUUGACCGUCCGGGUCGAGAGCCACACCGACCCGGCCACCGGCCAGACGCGAGACGUCAACAGUCUGUCGGCCGAUGUCUGGGACGGCGUCACGCUGCUGGUGGCACACGGCCCGCCGCGCACGACGGAGCAAAAGGUGAUUUCGUAUGCCGUGGAGACGACGCUCAAACCCACGACGGCACUGCCGGGCCUGCGCUUUGUGCAGGUGCCGUCCGCCGGGGCAGACCGCUGGAUUGCACACGAGACGCUGCAGCGGCCCGACCUGACCAUUUGCACCGGCAACGGGACGCAUGCGCCUCAAAUCGCAGAAUGGGUGAUUGGCGCGUGGCUGAUGGCCCGCCACCACUUCCUGUCCAUUGCUAGGCACAUGGCCACGGGCGACGCCUGGCAGCACCGGAUGGACCACAUGGGCGAAGACUCGACCAACACACGAAUCGGCAUCCUUGGCUAUGGCGCCAUUGGCCGGCAGGUCGCCCGGCUGGCCACGGCCCUGGGCAUGGAAGUCUAUGCCUACACUCGCAGCGAGCGCGCCACGCCCGCGUCGCGCGCCGACCCGGAUACAUACUGCGUGCCGGGCACCGGCGACCCAGAGGGCCGUCUGCCGGCCCAAUGGUUCCACGGCACCAGCGCCGACGAGGUCAACCGCUUCCUCGCGCGCGACCUCGACCUGCUCGUCGUGGCCACGCCGCUGACGGCCGACACCGCGAAGCUGCUGGGACCCGACCAGUUUGCCGUCCUCGAUGCGAGCCGGGCGGCCAAGCCCAAGACGUACCUCGUCAACGUUGCCCGCGGCAAGGUCGUCGACACCGACGCCCUCCUGCACGCCCUCCACGCCCACCAAAUUGCCGGCGCCGCGCUGGACGUGACCGACCCAGAACCGCUGCCGGCCAGCCACCCGCUCUGGAAGGCCCCCAACGUAUUCAUCGCGCCCCAUGUGAGCUGGCAGUCGCACCACAUGCGCGAGCGGCUGCUGGGCGUGCUGGAGCUGAAUCUGCAGCGCCUGCACGCGGGGCGGCCGCUGGUCAAUGUCCUGCACAAGGCGCUGCACUAUUAG